CCGCGUCUCCUGAACCGGCCACAGGUCUCUCCGCUCGUCUCCGGCCGGGGGUCUGCAACUGCAAGCGUCAGUUUCCCUCAAGAUGGCGGACGAGGAGGCCAGGGGUGUGGAGAGGAUGGAAGUCAGCCCGGACUUGCCCCAGACCCCGCAGGGACUGGCGUCUUGGUGGGAUCAGCAAGUUGAUUUUCAUACUGCUUUCUUGCACCAUUUGGCACAAUUGGUGCCUGAAAUUUACUUUGCUGAAAUGGACCCAGACUUGGAAAAGCAGGAGGAGAGCAUACAAACAUCAAUAUUCGCUCCAUUGGAAUGGUAUUUAUUUGGAGAAGAUCCAGAUACUUGUUUAGAGAAAUUAAAACAUAGUGGAGCAUUUCAACUCUGUGGGAAGGUUUUCAAAAGUGGAGAAACAACGUAUUCUUGUAGGGAUUGUGCAAUUGAUCCAACAUGUGUACUCUGUAUGGACUGCUUCCAGAACAGUGUUCAUAAAAAUCAUCGUUACAAGAUGCAUACUUCUACUGGAGGAGGAUUUUGUGACUGUGGAGACACAGAGGCAUGGAAAACUGGCCCUUUUUGUAUAAGUCAUGAACCUGGAGCAGCAGCUACUACAAAAGAGAAUUUACGUUGUUCGCUGAAUGAGGAGGUAAUUGCCCAAGCCAGGAAAAUGUUCCCUUCAGUGAUAAAAUACAUUGUAGAAAUGACUAUAUGGGAAGAGGAAAAAGAACUGCCUUCUGAACUCCAAAUAAGGGAGAAAAAUGAAAGAUACUAUUGUGUCCUUUUUAAUGAUGAACACCAUUCAUAUGACCAUGUCAUAUACAGUCUACAAAGAGCUCUUGAUUGUGAGCUUGCAGAGGCCCAGUUGCAUACCACUGCCAUAGACAAAGAGGGUCGUCGGGCUGUUAAAGCUGGUGCUUUUGCUGCUUGCCAGGAAGCAAAGGAAGAUAUAAAGAGUCAUUCAGAAAAUGUCUCUCAACAUCCACUUCAUGUAGAAGUAUUACACUCUGAAGUUAUGGCUCAUCAAAAAUUUGCUUUACGUCUUGGCUCCUGGAUGAACAAAAUUAUGAGCUAUUCAAGUGAUUUUAGACAGAUCUUUUGCCAAGCAUGCCUUAGAGAAGAACCUGGCUCUGAGAAUCCCUGUCUCAUAAGCAGGUUAAUGCUUUGGGAUGCAAAGCUUUAUAAAGGUGCCCGUAAGAUCCUUCACGAAUUGAUCUUCAGCAGUUUUUUUAUGGAGAUGGAAUACAAAAAAUUCUUUGCUAUGGAAUUUGUAAAGUAUUAUAAACAGCUGCAGAAAGAAUAUAUCAGUGAUGAUCAUGACAGAAGUAUUUCUGUAACUGCACUGUCAGUUCAAAUGUUUACUGUUCCUACUCUGGCUCGACAUCUUAUUGAAGAGCAGAAUGUUAUUUCGGUCAUUACUGAAACUUUGCUAGAAGUUUUGCCUGAGUACUUGGAUAGGAACAACAAAUUCAACUUCCAGGGUUAUAGCCAGGACAAAUUGGGAAGAGUAUAUGCUGUUAUAUGUGAUCUAAAGUAUAUCCUAAUCAGCAAGCCCACCGUAUGGACAGAAAGAUUAAAAAUGCAAUUCCUUGAAGGUUUUCGAUCUUUUUUGAAGAUUCUUACCUGUAUGCAGGGAAUGGAAGAAAUUAGAAGACAGGUUGGACAACAUAUAGAAGUGGAUCCUGACUGGGAGGCUGCCAUUGCCAUACAGAUGCAAUUGAAGAAUAUUUUACUCAUGUUCCAAGAGUGGUGUGCUUGUGAUGAAGAACUCUUACUAGUGGCUUAUAAAGAAUGUCACAAAGCUGUGAUGAGGUGUAGUACAAGUUUUAUGUCUAGUAGCAAGACGGUAGUACAAUUGUGUGGUCACACUUUGGAAACUAAGUCCUACAGAGUAUCUGAAGAUCUCGUAAGCAUACAUCUUCCACUCUCUAGGACUCUUGCUGGUCUCCAUGUGCGUUUAAGCAGGUUGGGCGGUGUUACAAGACUGCAUGAAUUUGUGCCUUUUAAGGACUUUCAAGUGGAGGCACUAGUAGAAUUUCCUUUACGUUGUCUGGUAUUAGUUGCCCAGGUUGUUGCUGAGAUGUGGCGAAGAAAUGGGCUCUCUCUCAUUAGCCAGGUGUUUUAUUACCAGGAUGUUAAGUGCAGAGAAGAAAUGUAUGAUAAAGAUAUCAUCAUGCUUCAGAUUGGUGCAUCUUUAAUGGAUCCCAACAAGUUCUUAUUACUGAUACUUCAGAGGUAUGAACUUGCUGAUGCUUUUAACAAGACCAUAUCUACAAAUGACCAGGAUUUGAUUAAACAAUAUAAUACAUUAAUAGAAGAAAUGCUUCAAAUCCUCAUCUAUAUUGUGGGAGAGCGUUAUGUACCUGGAGUGGGAAAUGUGACCAAAGAAGAGGUCACAAUGAGAGAAAUUAUUCACUUGCUUUGUAUUGAACCCAUGCCACACAGUGCCAUUGCCAAAAAUUUACCUGAGAAUGAAAAUAAUGAAACCGGCUUAGAGAAUGUUAUAAACAAAGUAGCUACAUUUAAGAAACCAGGUGUAUCAGGCCAUGGAGUUUAUGAACUAAAAGAUGAAUCAUUGAAAGACUUCAAUAUGUACUUUUAUCAUUACUCCAAAACACAACAUAGCAAGGCUGAACAUAUGCAGAAGAAAAAGAGAAAACAAGAAAACAAAGAUGAAGCAUUACCACCACCACCACCUCCUGAAUUCUGUCCUGCUUUCAGCAAAGUGAUUAACCUUCUAAAUUGUGAUGUCAUGAUGUACAUUCUCAGGACCAUAUUUGAGCGGGCAUUAGACACAGAUUCUAACUUGUGGACUGAAGGGAUGCUCCAGAUGGCAUUUCAUAUUCUGGCAUUGGGAUUACUAGAAGAAAAGCAGCAGCUUCAGAAAGCUCCUGAGGAAGAAGUGACCUUUGACUUCUACCACAAGGCUUCAAGGUUAGGAAGUUCGGCCAUGAAUGCUCAGAAUAUACAAAUGCUUUUGGAAAAACUGAAAGGAAUUCCCCAGUUAGAAGGCCAGAAGGACAUGAUAACAUGGAUACUCCAGAUGUUUGACACAGUGAAGCGAUUAAGAGAAAAAUCUUGUUUAAUUAUUGCAACUGCAUCAGGAUCAGAAUCUAUUAGGAAUGAUGAGAUUACUCAUGAUAAAGAAAAAGCAGAACGAAAAAGAAAAGCUGAAGCUGCUAGGCUGCACCGCCAGAAGAUCAUGGCUCAGAUGUCUGCCUUACAGAAAAACUUUAUUGAAACUCACAAACUCAUGUAUGAUAGUACAUCAGAAAUGUCUGGAAAAGAAGACUCCAUUAUGGAGGAAGAGAGCACCCCACCAGUCAGUGACUACUCUAGAAUUGCUUUGGGUCCUAAACGAGGUCCGUCUAUUACUGAAAAGGAGGUGCUGACAUGCAUCCUCUGCCAAGAAGAACAAGAGGUGAAAAUAGAAAAUAAUGCCAUGGUAUUAUCGGCCUGUGUCCAGAAAUCCACCGCCUUAACCCAGCACAGGGGGAAACCCAUAGAAUUCUCAGGGGAAUCCUUGGACCCACUUUUCAUGGAUCCAGACUUGGCAUGUGGAACUUAUACAGGAAGCUGUGGUCAUGUAAUGCAUGCAGUGUGCUGGCAGAAAUAUUUUGAAGCUGUACAGCUGAGCUUUCAGCAGCGUAUUCAUGUUGACCUUUUUGACUUGGAAAGUGGAGAAUAUCUUUGCCCCCUCUGCAAGUCUCUGUGCAAUACUGUGAUCCCCAUUAUUCCUUUGCAACCUCGAACGAUAAGCAGUGAGAAUGCAGAAGCUCUUGCUCAGCUUUUGACCCUGGCACGAUGGAUACCGACUGUUCUGGCAAGAAUAUCAGGUUAUAAUAUAAAACAUGCUAAAGGAGAAAACCCAAAAAUUCCAGUCUUAUUUGAUCAAGGGAUGGGUGAUUCCACUUUUGAGUUCCAUUCUAUCCUGAGUUAUGGAAUUCAGUCUUCGAUAAAAUACUCUAAUAGCAUCAAGGAAAUGGUCAUUCUCUUUGCCACAACUGUGUAUAGAAUUGGACUGAAAGUGCCUCCUGAUGAAAUGGAUCCUCGAGUCCCCAUGAUGACCUGGAGCACAUGUGCUUUCACUCUCCAGGCCAUAGAAAACCUCUUGGGAGAUGAAGGAAAACCUCUAUUUGGAGCACUUCAAAAUAGACAGCAUAAUGGUCUGAAAGCAUUAAUGCAGUUUGCCAUUGCACAGAGGAGUACCUGUCCUCAGGUCCUGAUACAGAAACAUCUGAUUCGUCUCCUAUCAGUUGUUCUUCCUAACCUAAAAUCAGAAGAUACACCUUGCCUUCUAUCUAUAGAUCUAUUUCAUGUUUUGGUAGGUGCUGUGUUAGCAUUCCCAUCCUUGUAUUGGGAUGACACUGUUGAUCUACAGCCUUCAUCAAUUAGUUCUUCUUAUAACCACCUUUAUCUCUUUCAUUUGAUCACCAUGGCACACAUGCUCCAGAUACUUCUUACCAUAGACACAGGCCUCCCCCUUGCUCAGGUUCAAGAAGACAGUGAAGAGGCUCGUUCUGCAUCUUUUUUUAUGGCAGAAGUUUCUCAGUAUACAAGUGGCUACGUUGGCUGUGAUAUUCCUGGCUGGUAUUUGUGGGUCUCACUGAAGAAUGGCAUCACCCCUUACCUUCGUUGUGCUGCAUUGUUCUUCCACUAUUUACUUGGAGUAACUCCACCUGAAGACCUGUUUACCAAUUCUACAGAAGGAGAGUACAGUGCACUCUGUAGCUAUCUGUCUUUACCCACAAAUUUGUUCCUACUUUUCCAGGAAUAUUGGCAUACUGUAAAACCCUUCCUCCAGAGAUGGUGUGCAGAUCCUGCCUUACUGGACUGCUUGAAGCAAAAAAGCACCAUAGUCAGGUACCCCAGAAAAAGAAAUAAUUUGAUAGAGCUUCCUGAUGAUUAUAGCUGCCUUCUAAAUCAAGCUUCUCAUUUCAGGUGCCCACGGUCUGCAGAUGAUGAGCGAAAGAACCCUGUCCUUUGUCUUUUCUGUGGGACUAUACUGUGUUCUCAGAACAUUUGCUGCCAAGAAACAGUGAAUGGGGAAGAGGUUGGAGCUUGCAUUUUUCAUGCACUUCACUGUGGAGCUGGAGUCUGCAUUUUCCUGAAAAUCAGAGAAUGCAGAGUGGUCUUAGUUGAAGGUAAAGCCAGAGGCUGUGCCUAUCCAGCUCCUUACUUGGAUGAAUAUGGUGAAACAGAUCCUGGCCUGAAGCGAGGCAACCCCCUUCAUUUGUGUCAUGAGAGGUAUCGGAAGCUCCAUUUGGUGUGGCAACAACACUGCAUAAUAGAAGAGAUUGCUAGGAGCCAAGAAACUAAUCAGAUGUUAUUUGGAUUCAACUGGCAGUCAUUAUGAGCUCCAACUCUGCCUCGGAACAAUCACGAAUGAAGACUAUAAUGAAGACUGAUUCAAAAUUAUGGAGACUUUUCGGAGGGCUGGAGAAGGGUUGGAGGGUCUUUUGCUCCUUGUCCAGUUGUGUCCAGAUUCAUAUAAAUCAAUAAAAUAUUCCUUAUUGGA
This is a messenger RNA of Eptesicus fuscus (big brown bat), 5506 nucleotides long. It is a transcript of the gene UBR1, whose product is annotated as ubiquitin protein ligase E3 component n-recognin 1. Gene Ontology annotation, molecular function: ubiquitin protein ligase activity; zinc ion binding. Lineage: Eukaryota; Metazoa; Chordata; Mammalia; Chiroptera; Vespertilionidae. Gene Ontology annotation, cellular component: ubiquitin ligase complex; cytoplasm. The record is from RefSeq and is a predicted model, not a curated record. Bases 83 to 5344 code for a protein of 1753 amino acids. The transcript has 47 exons. Gene Ontology annotation, biological process: ubiquitin-dependent protein catabolic process via the N-end rule pathway; protein ubiquitination.